Molecule: messenger RNA, 357 nt
Organism: Brugia pahangi
Lineage: Eukaryota; Metazoa; Nematoda; Chromadorea; Rhabditida; Onchocercidae
Source: the annotation of a GenBank genome assembly
AUGCCUGGUUUCGAUUCAAGGAUAAUGUAUCUGGUAAUGAGGUCUGAUCUUAUCACCGAUUUGAAAUGGUCGAUUGGUGCAGUUGUAGCGCAAGCUGCACAUGCGGCAACUGCAUGCGUAUGGACAUUUCGUGAAGAUAAUGAAGUAAUGGAAUACAUGAAAGAUAUCUCUCACUUGAGAAAGGUUACACUAAAGGUACCGAACGAAAGUGAAUUGCGAAAUGUCGAGAAGAGGCUACAGGACAGUAACGUUGAUUAUUAUUUAUGGACGGAAGACAGUAUGGCCGUGUGCAUUGCCCUCAAACCGCAGUUCAGAAGUUCUGUUGAACAACAUGUUAAACAUUUGAAACUCUUUUAA